AUGUCGGAAUUCGAUCAGGUGGGUUGGCGAGUUUUAAAUUUUCAUAUUAUUUCUGAAUCAACCAUUCUCUCUCUCUCUCUCUCUCUCUCUCUCUCUAUCUAUCUAUCUAUCUCAGUCUUUUCAUUAUCUAUCUAUCUAUCUAUCUAUCUAUCGAUCUAUCUAUCUGUCUAUGUCUUUCAUUAUCUAUCUAUCUAUCUAUCUAUCUCUUUCUCUUCAUUAUCUCUCUCUCUCUCUCUCUCUAUCUAUCUAUCGCUUUCUCUUCAUUAUCUCUCUCUCUCUCUCUCUCUCUAUCUAUCUAUCUAUCUAUCUCUUUCUCUUCAUUAUCUAUCUAUCUAUCUCAGUCUGUUCAUAUCUAUCUAUAUAUCAAUCUAUCUCUUUCUCUUCAUUAUCUAUCUAUCUCUCUUUAUUAUCUCUCUCUCUAUCUAUCUAUCUCUCUCAGUCUGUUUAUUAUCUAUCUAUCUAUCUAUCUAUCUAUCUAUCUAUCUAUCUAUCUCAGUCUGUUCAGAUCUAUCUAUCUAUCUAUGUUCUAUUUCUAUCUCUCUCAAACUUUCUUUCUCUUUCUCUCUUUCUCUCUCUCUCUCUUUAUAUCUCGCUUUCCUUCUCUCCUUUUCCCUAUCUAUCUCUCUUUCUCUGUCUCUUUCUCUUUCUCUCUUUCUCUCUCUUUUUCUAUCUUCUUUUUAUCAAUAUUUCUCCCUUUCACUUUCUAAUUCUAAUUCUAUCUCUACAUUUCUUUCUUCUCUCUCUUUCUCUCUCUCUUUCGGUUUCUCUCACUCUCUUUCUCUCUUUAUUUCUAUAUUUCUCUCUUUCUCUCUCUUUCUCUCUCUACUUCUCUCUUUCUUUCUCUUUCUCUUUCUAUCUCUCUUUCUCUCUAUAUUUCUCUCUUUCUCUUUCUAA
Messenger RNA from Acanthosepion pharaonis, 894 nucleotides. NCBI's taxonomy places the organism in Eukaryota, Metazoa, Mollusca, Cephalopoda, Sepiida, Sepiidae. The record is from the annotation of a GenBank genome assembly.